Molecule: messenger RNA, 995 nt
Organism: Salarias fasciatus (jewelled blenny)
Lineage: Eukaryota; Metazoa; Chordata; Actinopteri; Blenniiformes; Blenniidae
Product: peroxiredoxin-like 2A
Exons: 5
Molecular function (GO): antioxidant activity
Source: RefSeq, a predicted model, not a curated record
UUCAGAUGCGUCCUGGAGCGCAGCAGCGCAGUCAGUGUUUCUGGUGAGGAGUCAUAAUGAGAUAAGUUAAAAAAAAAAACAGGCAGGAAACAAAGGACAAUGGCUCUCAUGCUGUUAGGAAACUCGGUGGCGGCAGUCGGCGGUGUGAUCACCAAUGUCAUGAAUUUUGUGACCGAUUUGUUUCUGACUCCGCCGCGUAAAGCGGCGCUGAAAUACCUGGAGGACGCCCAGCUGAAAACCUUGACUGGAGACCCACGGACCGUGAGAGCCAAGACGCUGUGGGACCGGACCGGGGCGGUCAUCAUGGCGGUGCGCCGGCCCGGAUGAUUUCUGUGCAGAGAGGAGGCUGCAGAGCUGUCCUCUCUGAAGCCCCAGCUGGAUGAGCUCGGGGUUCCCUUGUAUGCGGUGGUGAAGGAGGACGUCGGUACCGAGGUCCAGGAGUUCCGAUCGUAUUUCAAAGGGGAGAUCUUCCUGGAUGAAGCGAGGCGGUUUUAUGGACCCCGUGAGAGGAAGAUGGGUCUGCUGGGCUUCCUGCGUGUCGGGGUGUGGACAAGCGGCCUCAGGGCCUUCAGGAAGGGCUUCACGGGAAAUGUUUUGGGAGAGGGAUUCGUCUUGGGCGGAGUCUUCGUCAUCGGCCGUGAAUAUCAGGGGAUACUUCUGGAGCACAGAGAGAUCGAGUUUGGAGAUAAGGUCAACAUUGAAGAUGUCAUCAGUGCUGCAAGAAGAAUACCACAGGAACUGACUUCCUUUGAAUAGAGGAAGAAACGGUCCAAAACCAAGUCAAAUGUUUGAGCAGAUUUGGGAACGAGUGCACUGAGACUUGAGUGUUUUGCAGUAUGUCUGUGUAGAAGAGACUGAGUGUGUUUAUGAUGGUUUGUCUUUAAACUCAUGAGAGGAAGCAGACUUGAUGUUUAACUUUCAGUUUUCUGUAUCACUCAGCGCUACUGCAGAGCUCUCCAGGAGGAUUCUGAGCAAUAAAACACAUCCUUGUGCUG